AUGUCUGAAGGAAUGGGGGAUGUGAAACUAGUGGCAGAUCUUAAUGUUAAAUUAAAUUUACACGGGAUAAAAAUAACAGGCUCAAUUACGGAUGGUUGCAUUAUUACUGCUAUGGAAGGUUAGCUUAAAGCGUUGAACAUUGCGUUAGACGAUGUAGAUACACGGCGAAGAAAUGUCGAACAGUUCAAGUUCGAAAAGGGCGAAAAACCGGAGGCGGCUGCAGAAUGGCGCGCAGAUUUGGACAAGGAGAUUGGGAAAACAAACGAAGCGAUAACAUCACCGAAGAAUGCUAUCACUGAGGUAACAACCAACCAAAUAGGGGUCAGAGAAAAAGAGCAUGCGUUAAAGGAAAAGGAAAGCAAGGAACAAUAA
This is a messenger RNA of Paramuricea clavata, 372 nucleotides long. The record is from the annotation of a GenBank genome assembly. NCBI's taxonomy places the organism in Eukaryota, Metazoa, Cnidaria, Anthozoa, Malacalcyonacea, Plexauridae.